This is a messenger RNA of Meloidogyne enterolobii, 970 nucleotides long. NCBI's taxonomy places the organism in Eukaryota, Metazoa, Nematoda, Chromadorea, Rhabditida, Meloidogynidae. The record is from the annotation of a GenBank genome assembly.
AUGGACCUAACUCCCUUUUGUAUUAAAAAUGUUGAAAUUUUUUUAGAAAUUUUUUCAGAAAAGUUAAUUUUAUUUAUAGAAGGACAAAUAAUACAACUUGAUAGUCAAAUUGAUGAGCAUUGGUUUGAAGGUACAUUAGAUGGAAGGAGUGGAUUUUUUCCAAUCACUUAUGUCGAGGUUUGUUUGUUUUAUUUUGACACGCAUUUCUUGGGAGGAUUUUUUGCUUGUCCAGAUUACUCAUCCUAUCAGCCUUCCAAUAAAGUUUAAGCGUCAAUGACUGGUUCAUGCGUCUAAACAAAUUUUUAUGAGUCCAAUCACGUUUUCAUGCAAGCAAUCUACGCGAUAAGUACUCGGUUUUGUUUGUUAGAAACUAUGGCCCGAUAUCGUGCGUAAUUCAGUGUAAGUAGAGCUUUUUAUUCGCCUGGAUUUUAUGAUACUAAAGUGAAGAACCGGGUACUUCACUUUAGUCCCUUGUCAGCUUGACCAGAGUAUCUUUUCCUAUUUUUUAGGUUAUUGUGCCGAUUCCUGAAUAUCGACAUUGAUUGGACGCAUAAAAAUUUGUUUUUUACGGAUUUUUUAAUGUUUAGAAUCUUAGUAAGGUUUUCGGGAAGGCUGGGUCUUUCAGUCUUUAAAAAUUAGGAAAGACAAGCUGAUCUACCACGAGUCCGGUUUCUAUCGCAAAGACGUAAAACUUAGAUUUUAAUAGGUAGAGUUAGUGGUUUUAAUUAUAAAAGCUGGGGACUCGUGAUAUAGGCUCGUUUUGGUAUGAUAUUUUGGUUUUGGUAUGAUAGAUUUUGUAAUAUUUAUGAGAAGGGGAAGAAAAGGAAAAUGAUGACAGAUAAACACAUAGACAGUACAAACAUAUUUUUUCCUAUUUUUUAGGUUAUUGUGCCGAUUCCUGAAUCUUCAACUUCUAAAUAAAAAUAGAAUAUUUACUUUAAUUGAGGACAGUAAAAAAUUUUUUCUUUUA